CGUCAUUACCAUGCGCCCCCAUGUGGACCGAUUAGAGGGGCUGACAGACUAUUGGACGCCGGGUAGCUUGUCAAAUGAAAUCCUUGCCGUUAUUGAGUAAUUUCUCUCACGCUGGUCAUCUUUUACCACAGCGGACAAAGGUCAACGGACAAAAACACCGGCAGACAUGUCUUACUGCAGGCAGGAGGGUAAAGAUCGCAUUAUAUUUGUGACGAAGGAGGACCAUGAGACACCCAGCAACGCUGAGCUCAUUGCAGAGGACCCAGACGAUCCUUAUGAGGAACAGGGUUUGAUCCUGCCAAAUGGAGACAUCAACUGGAACUGCCCAUGCCUGGGCGGGAUGGCCAGUGGACCAUGUGGCUCUCAAUUUAAAGAGGCUUUUUCCUGUUUCCACUACAGUAAAGAGGAGGUGAAGGGCUCCGAGUGCAUCGACCACUUCCGUAACAUGCAGGAGUGCAUGCAGAGGUACCCUGAGCUGUAUCCUCAGGAGGAAGAUAACGAGAUCUCCUCCCAAGCAGAUUCUGACUCUGGUUCUGUCUCCGCCGCCCCGACUGAGGGCUCUGCCUUGCCCCCUGAAACUGACUCUAUCCCAGCCACUUCGACCCCUGAGACCACAGUCUCAUCUGACAGCACGUCACCUACAGGCAACCAGACUGCCAGCUAAGCUCAGUCAUGCCGUCCAGGCUCUGGUUCUCUGAGUGCAACACUGACCAGUAUAAGUGAAUCCAUGAGGAGCUGUCAAAGCCUGCAUAAAGGCUUUACUGACAUAGCUCUCACUCUCAUGGGCAAGGACUUUGUGAAUACAGAGAAAUGUAAUACAAAAGUAUAGGCUUAAUAUAAUUUAAUGACAACGGGCCAAGUUAUCUGCUGCAGAGACGUUAGCUGUAAGACUCACUUUACAUGCAGUAGGAAUUUGUGUGUUCUCAUGUCAAACCGGAGAGCUUUUUGUUGGCAAUCAUGUGUGUUGUAAUGUUUAUGUCAGCUGGUCAGGAAUAUCACUUAGCCCUGAACUUAUCUCUUUUAUGUUUCAUCAUUUACAUUGGACAGAAUCUUAGAAAUUUUGACAAAAAAAUAGAAAUCUUGACUCAGUUUUAGCUCUUUAACUAUUAAAUCUUUUUUCUUUCCAUCAUUUGAAAGACCAAAACACAGAUUAUUGUUUAGAAAUAAACAACACUAUUGUUAGUGCUUCUGUUCAGUGAACAAUACAUUGAUGGUAACACAUUUUUCACUGUUUGUUGACAUCUUGGAGAAACUGCAGAGAAACUGAUCUCCAUCUUUAUCUGAUGCUGUAUGAAGAAAGGUCAUCACUUUUGUUAGUUGGCUCUGUCUGAACAAAGUAUUGUCACAUUUAACUGUCGCUGCAUAAAUGUCUUGUUGUCCUAA
Molecule: messenger RNA, 1383 nt
Organism: Scatophagus argus
Lineage: Eukaryota; Metazoa; Chordata; Actinopteri; Scatophagidae
Gene: chchd4a
Product: coiled-coil-helix-coiled-coil-helix domain containing 4a
Exons: 3
Coding region: 167-664 (165 amino acids)
Biological process (GO): protein import into mitochondrial intermembrane space
Cellular component (GO): mitochondrial intermembrane space
Molecular function (GO): protein-disulfide reductase activity
Source: RefSeq, a predicted model, not a curated record